This is a messenger RNA of Eurytemora carolleeae, 946 nucleotides long. RefSeq lists its product as uncharacterized. Lineage: Eukaryota; Metazoa; Arthropoda; Copepoda; Calanoida; Temoridae. Bases 322 to 858 code for a protein of 178 amino acids. The transcript has 8 exons. The record is from RefSeq and is a predicted model, not a curated record.
ACGCAUAAUUGAUAAUUGUACAUUGUUUCAGAAUUUUAAAAUUUAUUAAUAGUAAAAUGAUUCGUUUGGGAGGCCCCGCACCCCCUCAGGUUGACCCUACUGAAGAAUCGAGCAAGGCUAACCAGGCUGUUGUUGGAAACUUUAUCAUCUUCACUAUCUGUAUCGGAAUUAUCAGGGUGUCUCCCAAGAUCCUGGAACAGUUUGGAUUUGAAAUCUAAAGUCAAGAACUCAAAUAAACCAGGGUUUAGUUUUUAUAACUGCGUUCUCAGCAUUCGACCACAUCCGCCUUUUAUAGUUUUCCGCCAUCCUGCUCCCUGAACCAUGCAGGGGUUAGUUCAUUUCUCUCGAAUCUGUCUUAAGCCAUCAGCUUUUAAACCCGUGGCAACCUCCCUUGGAGCUGGAACACCCCUGGUUACUAGUGUUAGAACACAUCUUGGUUAUAUUCCAUUCGAAGGACGUGUCGGACGAAAACUCAGCAAUACUGAAUUAUUUCUCCAUGAGCUUAAAGCUGCAAAUAUUCAACCAGCUAAAAAGAUAACUUACACAUUUGACCCGAUGAGAGAGGACUACCAGAGUAUCCGCAAUUUUAUGUACUUCUGGAAUAGACCCAAGGUACUGGAGACAAAUAUCAAAGUUCUUACCAAGGUUGAUAUUGUUGAUGACAGAAGAGAACCAACCAUAGUUAUUGAACUCCAAGAUAAACGAGAAAUAGAGGUUCGAACUGGUAAUCUAACUGAGCUAGAAAUAGCCCGAAUUGUGAACUACUACCUCCUACCUCUAGUAACUGAAGAACAAGCUGCCACUGAAACUAAAGCAUCCAAAGCUGCUGCUGGUGGGAAGAAGAAAGGGAAAAAAUAAAACUGUAAACAAUUAAACCUCCGUAGUUGAACUAGUGAAUAAUAUUUUAAACAAUAAUUGAAUAAUAAACAAUGACGGUUUGUGUGAA